UGGUGGCUAACCCAAGACUUGAGCAUUAUCACUACCUCCAUUACUUAGAACAAGAUUACCAAUCCAUUCCAUUCCAUCAAUCCCAGAUUAAGCCAACCAGCCAAACAAGAGAUUAGACCGUAAGCCAUGAACAAUACUAAGCAUCACUUCCUCCUCAUAUCAUGCCCUUCCCAAGGCCACGUCAACCCCACUCUCCAGCUCGCCAAGCUUCUUAUACAAACCCGUGGAGGGACACGUGUCACUUACGCCACCACCGACCGCGGCCUCACCCAAAUCAAAUCCUUCCCUUCCCUCCAAGGCUUAUCAUUCGCUACUUUCUCCGACGGGUUCGAUGACGGCGUCGAACCGACCCACGACCUGGACCUCAUCAUGUCCAAGAUUAAGCGCGUGGGAUCACGCACCCUAACCGCCCUGAUUCAAAAAUUGUCUGCCUCCUCCGACGGCGGCGACGGCGAGCCUGUUACUUUCCUCAUCUACGCCGUCCUCCUCCCUUGGGCCGCUCAAGUGGCAGCUGAUCUCGGCAUACCCUCCGCUUUCUUCUGUAUACAGUCCACCACUUCCUUUGCACUUUGCCACCAUUACUUGACUUACUUUCACAAGUGCUGUUCAUUUCCAAGCUCCAUAACAAUUGAUGGGUUGCCCCCCUUUGCCCCCCAAGAACUGCCUUCCUACCUCCUCCCAAGCAGCCCACAUGCUUCGAUCGUCCCUACCUUUCAGGCACACAUCCAGGCCCUCGAACAGGUCAAUGUCAAACCCUACCCCAAUUUCGUGCUGCUCAACACUUUCGAUGCCUUGGAAGAGACGGCAUUGGAAGCGAUCCGAUCACACAUGAAGAAUGCGAAUGUGGUUCCGGUUGCGGUUGGCCCAUUGGUUUCGAGUUCCAGUGAUGCCGAUUUUCGCUGUGACUUGUUUGACAAGUCUGGGGACGACGAUUACCUACAAUGGCUUGAUGCCAAACCAGAUUGCUCUGUUGUUUAUGUGUCAUUUGGGAGCAUGGUGGUGUUGAAGAGGGAUCAAAUUGAAGAGAUGAUGAAUGGACUGGUCGACAGCGGACUCCAGUUUUUAUGGGUUAUUCGCACUUCGGAGAAUGGAGAUGAUCGGAGCAUGACGAUGAUGAUAGAGGAGAGAUUAAAGAGUAAGGAGCAGGGGUUAGUGGUGCCGUGGUGUUCGCAGGUGGAGGUGUUGGGGCACAAGUCAGUCGGGUGUUUUGUGACGCAUUGUGGGUGGAAUUCGACGUUGGAGAGCUUGGUAGCUGGGGUUCCAAUGGUGGGUUGCCCACAAUUUUCAGACCAGAACACAAAUGCGAAACUGGUGGAGGAGGUGUGGGGGACUGGACUGAGAGCCAAAUCGAAUCACGAGGGAGUGACUGAAGGUGGAGAGAUCAAGAGGUGCCUGGAGAUUGUGAUGAGAGGUGAAGAGAUCAAACGGAAUUGUCAAAAAUGGAAAGGCUUGGCUAAUGAGGCUCUCAAUGCAGAUAACUACAAUCUCAGGCACUUCAUUGCAGGGUUGGGAUGAAAUAAAACUCCAAUCCUAUGGGCGGGCGCGCCAGAGGCGGUUGAGGCAGCGUGCACACACGCUUGCACCUAUUCGACUUUCUUUCUACUCUACUCUUUUCUUUUGUUUUUGCUAAAUAUCUUCAUCCGAGCGUGUAAUCUCUAAUUUCCUUAAAAACUUCUUAGGAUGAAAUGGGUCAGAUAUAUUACAUGUAUGAAGUAUUCUACAUUUACGCAA
Molecule: messenger RNA, 1731 nt
Organism: Malus domestica (apple)
Lineage: Eukaryota; Viridiplantae; Streptophyta; Magnoliopsida; Rosales; Rosaceae
Product: phloretin 4'-O-glucosyltransferase-like
Molecular function (GO): quercetin 3-O-glucosyltransferase activity; quercetin 7-O-glucosyltransferase activity
Source: RefSeq, a predicted model, not a curated record